This is a messenger RNA of Branchiostoma belcheri (Belcher's lancelet), 1548 nucleotides long. RefSeq names its product cubilin-like. The record is from RefSeq and is a predicted model, not a curated record. The transcript is spliced from 11 exons. Lineage: Eukaryota; Metazoa; Chordata; Leptocardii; Amphioxiformes; Branchiostomatidae. Bases 67 to 1476 code for a protein of 469 amino acids.
CAUGCAUAUAUAAGCUGCGUGGAGCAAUAUCCUUUCUUCAUUUGGGACCCAACGGACGGAUCCAACAUGGCGCAGUUGUUUUUCUUCGCUGUACUCGCUUUGGCGGCUUCUGCAAGUGGGCAGCAAUGUGUCUUUCCCUUCAGUUACGGCGGGAUCACAUACUACUCCUGUACAUCCGUCGCCUCCACCGACUUUUGGUGUUCGUUCGAUGCCGUCUACUCGGGCAACUGGAAAUACUGCGACGAGCAGGAGUGCACGUUCCCGUUCUACUAUAACGGACAGACCUACUCGACUUGUGCGGAGGGGGGUGCGCUGGCCUCGGACUGGUGCUCUCUGGACGCGGUGUAUCAAGGGAACUACGUCUCCUGCAGCGACAAUGCUGUGGUUGUGGAUCCUCUCGACGACAAACCAGAGGCGUGCCACUUCCCGUUUGAGUACCAGGGCCAGACCUACACCACUUGUACUCUGGAGGCCUCCAGCGAGCUGUGGUGUUCUCUGGACGCCGUGUAUGAAGGGAACUACAAAUACUGCGGGGAAGAGGACUGUGUUUUCCCCUUCACCUACGAUGGAGAGACGUAUGACGAGUGUGUGGACGCGGACAACAACGGUGGGUGGUGUUCUCUGGACCAUAUCUACCAGGGGAACCAGGUGUCCUGUGCAGAGAAGCCUUGCGGCGAGACCAUCUACAAGGACCACGGCCACCUCCACUCCCCUAACUACCCCCAGGACUACAACCACGACAUGGACUGUUCCUGGAUCUUCCCGGCCAGAGGCGGUACCGUCAACCUCGAGUUCUUGGACUUCACUCUAGAGGGAGGAGCGAGUACUUUCGGGAGUUGCGAGUUCGAUUUCGUUGAGGUCUUUGCUGGGGACCGGAGUCUGGGAAAAUGGUGUGGUGACUUCGGCCCGACUAACAUCACAUCCAACCAGGACGUCACCAUCCACAUGUUCACUGACGGCAGCAUUGCCGCGAAGGGGUGGAAACUCAAGUUCUCGGUGGUGGGAGCUGCCCCCUUCGGACCGGGGCUAGAGGAGUGCGGAGGACUGCUUCAUGGGGAGCACGGGGAGAGGACGUCUCCUGGGUUCCCUGAUGGGUACCACAACGAUAUCGACUGUACCUGGACGCUGGAGGCUAAACACGGCGGCGUGAUUCUGGAGUUCUCGGAGUUCAGCCUGGAGAAGCCCGGGGAAUACCAGGGGUGCACUUACGACUUCGUGGAAAUCUACCACGGGCUCAAUCGUAUCGGCCGUUUCUGCGGCGACUCUCCCCCUCCGACGACCACGUACUACGAGAAGGUGAGUAUCCGGUUCCGGACCGACCAGCACACCGUGGCUUCAGGAUUCCGGUUCAGCUGGACUUACCUCCACUCGCAGACCACUCCUCCAACUAUGCCGUCCACAACCGACUUACCAGACGGCAGCGGUGAAGGUAGCGGUGCAAUGAAAGAGGAGGACUUGGAUAAGUUUAUCUUUUAGGACCUCAAAAGUCUCACCUGCAGAAAGCAACAUCGUCGUGUAACCUUUCAACCGAGUAAACUUUCAUCCGGA